Manihot esculenta (cassava) is the source of this 2029-nucleotide messenger RNA. Its product is annotated as transmembrane protein 87A. Lineage: Eukaryota; Viridiplantae; Streptophyta; Magnoliopsida; Malpighiales; Euphorbiaceae. Gene Ontology annotation, biological process: transport. Gene Ontology annotation, cellular component: Golgi apparatus; membrane. Bases 256 to 1866 code for a protein of 536 amino acids. The transcript is spliced from 5 exons. The record is from RefSeq and is a predicted model, not a curated record.
UCCAAAGUCCAAACAGACUAAAAAAUACAUAUUUGUUUCCCCUAUUAACUACAUACUAUAAUUUUGGCACGUUCUAAAGAUAUAUAUUACUAAAAUAAUACAAAUCUCUCUCUUUUUAAUCCAUAAUCUCAAUCAUAACACAACACCUGGUUUCUAAAUUCUGUACAUGUUUGAUAUUCCCCCUGCCCAUUUUGCAUAAUAUUUCUCUGCUCUGGGAUCAACAUUUCACAGGGGGAGGCAAAGGCAGAGAACAAGAUGGUGCAUUGUGUUUUCUGUAAUCUAUCAUCAAAUGGGCAGGCCAUUUUUAUAGCUAUAGUUAUAUGUAUUAGUUUGUUUUCAAUAACACAUGUGGAUGCUUCGAUCCAUGAAUACAAGAACGAAGCUUUCAUUCGUCGUUCAAAUUCCUUCUUCUUCCAUGGUGGCAGCGAAGGCCUUUAUGCUUCUAGGCUUCCAAAUGUACUCUCUUCUCCCGAAGACAAGCCCCUCAAUGGCAAGUCCUUUAUCAGAUUUGAAUCAAUCACUUUCCAAAGAACAAAAGAAUCUGCUGAAAACAAGAAUGAAAUGCAGCAAAAGACUGGAUUAGUUGAAGCUCUAAUAGUAGAGGUCACAGAUAGAGACAAAAUUGGGGCUGCUUAUUUGAAUUCUAGUGCACUAUGCUGUACUGCAGAUCUUGCCAAGGAUAGGGCCUGCAAGGCAGGAGAGGUAAUAAUCCACCAAGACCCCAAUAACCCAGAUGGGCCAAAAAGACUCCAGACCUUCUUCGAAGGAAAAAAUGCAGAGGCUAAAAUGAAUCCCCAAACAAUUCAGAUCAACAGCACUGGGAUGUAUUAUCUGUACUUUAUGUUUUGUGAUCCAGAACUUAUAGGGAUGAGAGUCAAUGGCAGGACAGUGUGGAGGAACCCAGAUGGUUAUCUUCCUGGAAAGAUGGGCCCAAUGAUGACUUUCUUUGGGCUCAUGUCUUUAGCUUACCUUGCUCUGGGACUUGUCUGGUUUUUCUGGUUUGUCAAGUACUGGAAAAAUAUUAUUCAUUUGCACAAUCACAUUACAGUUGUGAUAGGUUUGGGAAUGUGUGAAAUGGCUUUCUGGUACUUUGAAUAUGCAAAUUUCAAUUCAAAAGGAAGAAGGCCGAUUGGAAUUACUGUGUGGGCAGUUACCUUUGGUGCUAUUAAGAAGACUGUUUCCCGUUUGCUUCUUUUGGUGGUUUCAAUGGGAUAUGGUGUUGUGCGGCCAACUCUUGGUGGUGGUAUAACUUCAAAAGCAAUGCUCCUUGGUAUCACAUAUUUCAUUGCUUCUGAAGCACUUGGCCUGCUUGAGAACUUGGGGACUAUCAAUGACUUUUCUGGGAAAGCAAGGCUAGUGCUUGUGUUGCCUGUGGCUCUCUUGGAUGCCUGCUUUAUUGUUUGGAUUUUUUCAUCAUUAUCCCAAACUCUAGAGAAGCUUCAGAUAAGAAGUGCAGCUAAAUUUGCACUCUAUCAGAAAUUUACUAAUUCCCUUGCAAUAGCAGUGCUGAUCUCCAUUGCAUGGAUUGGAAUUGAGAUGUACUUCAAUGCAACUGAUCCAUUGAGUGAAAUGUGGAAAAGAGCAUGGAUCAUCUCAGCUUUCUGGAUUUUGCUUGCAUUUGUGCUACUGGUGGUCAUAUGCGUUCUUUGGGCUCCAUCCCAUAACCCAACAAGAUAUGCAUUUUCCGAGGAGACGGUGGAUAAUUCUGAUGAUGAUGAAGAUAGGAUUCCUCUGUCUGGGAGUGCAGUGAAGGUGGUUGGAGAUGUAGCUACUAAGCUCGAAAGAAAGGAAAGGAAGACAUCAUCUGCACCAGAGCAGUAUUUGCUUGGCCAUGUUGAAGAUCUCGAGGAAGACAAAAGAGAAUAACAUUCCCCAUCUUCUGCACAUCCUACUUAAGUCCACGUCUUUCUUGCUUUAUGCCAGUGGGAAUAAUACAAUGAUUAUAUGUAAAUUAAAAAUUCAUGCUAUGUUAUGUAAUUUUAGGUUCCCUUUAUACAGUUGUGUAAGCAUUAGCAUGCAUUACACUCAG